AUUAAACAAUUAAGUCACUGAAACCAUACAAAUACAUCAUGAAGAUUUCUCCUCCGAAACAACAGUCGCCAUUUUGUCAUUUCUGUGUGCAGAAAUUUUCUUGUAACCCCAUCAUUUUCGCUUCUUGUUCAAUAUUAUAAUUUUUUAAAUAUGAAGAGAUAGAAACUACUGAGUUUAAUUUUCUCCAUGGCGACCACCGGAGCUUGUAUUUUCUCGUCCGAUUUAUCGCCGGUAUUCCGUCGAGACAUUGCGUCAGCUUCCGGUACAACAAAACGGAGUCUAUGUUUUAUGCCAGCAGCUGUGUGGACGACGGAGAAAGCAACAAGAACGACAACGCUGGGAACAAAAACCAGAAGAUGGAGUUUUGUAGAGGAGGAGAAGAAGAAGAGUAGUGAGGAAGGUGAGACGAUGAAGAUACUGAAGGCAGAAGAAUUAGAGGAGUAUGAACGUAAAAGAAAGAAUUUGAAAGAUUAUAUUGAUGAAGCGAAAGAUAUGAUAAAAUCAGACGGCGGUCCACCUCGCUGGUUCACUCCCGUAGAGUGCGGCUCACAUACGUCCGAUUCUCCUCUCCUCUUCUACCUACCUGGAAUCGAUGGUGUGGGAGUUGGACUAAUAAGGCAGCAUCAGCGUCUGGGAAAGAUAUUUGAUGUAUGGUGCUUGCAUAUUCCAGUUAAGGAUCGAACAUCAUUCACAGGAUUGGUGAAGGUGAUAGAAACAAGUGUAAGGUCAGAGAAUUUGCGGUCACCAAAUAAACCAAUUUAUAUAGUGGGGGAUUCUCUUGGUGCCUGCCUAGCUCUUGCUGUUGCAGCUCGUAAUCCCGAGCUUGAUCUCGUCUUAAUUUUGGCUAACCCAGGUACAUCUUUUGGCAGCUCAGUCCUGCAAUCCACAGUACCUUUGCUGGAACUCAUGCCAGGCCAAAUGGCUCUCAGCUUGUCGUGUAUGCUCAUUUUAAUGAAAGGUGAUCCUAUGAAGAUGGCAAGGGAUAAUGUGAUGAAAAGACUUUUUCGCCAACCAAAAAUCGAAGACUUAUCACAGGAUCUUGUUGCAUUGUCUUCUUUCCUCCCAGUUCUGGCUGAUAUCCUACCCAAAGAAACACUCUUAUGGAGGCUAGAGGUGCUUAAAUCAGCUUCUGCAUAUGCCAAUGCACGUCUCCACGCUGUAAAAGCUCAAACGCUGAUACUUUGCAGUGGAAGGGAUCAGCUACUUCCAAGUAAAGAGGAAGCUCAAAGACUUCGCCGUGCUCUGCCAAAAUGUCAAAUCCGUAAUUUUGAUGAUAAUGGGCAUUUUCUCUUCUUGGAAGAUGAUGUUGAUUUGGUAACCAUCAUCAAGUCUGCUAGUUACUACCGCCAUGGAAGAAACGUUGACUAUGUUUCUGAUUACAUGCCACCAACUGCUGCAGAAUUUAAUAAAAUAUAUGAACAGAGCAGGUGGUUUACAAGUGUUACUAGCCCUGUGAUGUUGUCAACUUUGGAUGAUGGGAAAAUUGUGAAAGGGCUUUCUGGAAUUCCUGCAAAAGGGCCAGUGUUGUUGGUUGGAUACCACAUGCUACUGGGAAUGGAAUUGGCUCCAAUGAUACCACAAUUUAUCAUUGAGAGAAAUAUUCUAGUUCGAGGGGUGGCCCAUCCAAUGUUGUUCUUCAGGUUGAGAGAAGGAAAGUUACCAGAUUUAGGACUUUUUGAUAUAUUCAGAGUAAUGGGUGCUGUUCCUGUCUCUGGGAAAAAUCUUUACGAACUUAUGGCUUCAAAAUCUCAUGCCCUUUUGUAUCCUGGAGGCAUGCGGGAAGCUCUUCAUCGGAAGGGUGAAGAAUACAAGUUAUUCUGGCCAGAAACAUCUGAAUUUGUGAGGAUGGCAGCUAGAUUUGGAGCCAAGAUCAUACCAUUUGGUGCUGUUGGGGAAGAUGAUUUUGCUCAAGUAGUAUUUGAUUAUGAGGACCAAAAGAAUAUCCACUUUUUUAUGUCUGGAAUCAAAGAAAGGACAAACGAGGCAGUGAAGUUGAGGAGUGAUACAACAGGCGAGGUGGCAAACCAACAAGUCCACACGCCAUAUUGUAUACCAAAAUUUCCAGGCAGAUUGUAUUAUUACUUUGGAAAGCCAAUUCAAACACAAGGGAGGAAGAGGGAAUUAAGAGACAAGAAAAAGGCUCAGGAAUUGUAUUUAGAAGUGAAGUCAGAGGUUGAGAAAUGCCUUGCUUAUCUAAGGGAAAAAAGAGAGAAAGAUCCUUACAGGAAUAUCUUGGCUCGUUUUAUUUACCAGGCCACUCAUGGAUUCACAUCUCAAGUUCCCACAUUUGAGCUUUGAUUUUUCCCUUUUUCCUUUUCUUAUUCAUGUUGUUUAGAAAUAGUUAUCUGUAAAUUCAGAUCAAUGAUUGAUUAAAUUGGUAAAAUCCUCAUUGGGCCACAUGCCAGAAUAUUAUUGGAUUCCAAAUAAAGAUAAUGAGAAAAUGGAACAUGUCAUGCA
Messenger RNA from Mangifera indica (mango), 2457 nucleotides. RefSeq names its product acyltransferase-like protein At3g26840, chloroplastic. The coding region runs from base 187 to 2298 and encodes 703 amino acids. Gene Ontology annotation, cellular component: membrane. The record is from RefSeq and is a predicted model, not a curated record. NCBI's taxonomy places the organism in Eukaryota, Viridiplantae, Streptophyta, Magnoliopsida, Sapindales, Anacardiaceae. The transcript has 14 exons.